Magnolia sinica is the source of this 1580-nucleotide messenger RNA. RefSeq lists its product as uncharacterized. The record is from RefSeq and is a predicted model, not a curated record. The transcript has a single exon. Lineage: Eukaryota; Viridiplantae; Streptophyta; Magnoliopsida; Magnoliales; Magnoliaceae. Bases 1 to 1446 code for a protein of 481 amino acids.
AUGGGCUUUAAGUCUCACCAAACCUCCAAAACCCACUCCUGUUUAUCUCUGAGGCCCACCACCAUUGUCAGCUCAGUUCUGCUCAUCACCUCCUUCUUUCUACUUCUCUCGCACCCUCCGAACCGCCUCACCGAGCCCCGGUCCCAAGAGGCCCACCUCCAGUUCUACGGCGAUCUUCGCGAGGCCCGGUUCGCCUGGAACAGGCUCUGUUUCGGGCCCAUCUCGGACAAGCUCAAGCUCGCUGUCUUCUCAAAGAAAUGGCCCAUCGGCGCGGUCCCUGGCGGAAUGGAACGUCACGCGCACACUCUCUUUUCAGAGCUAGCCGCUAGGGGCCAUGAGGUUCACGUCUUCACCGUGCCAUCCGACCGGCAGGCUCGACCAGAUGUCGUCCACGGGAGCCUGCACCUACACUUCGCGAGCAACGAUGCAGGCUCCCUCAAUUGUUCGUUGGCCGUCGAGACAUUCCACCGUGAGAAUGACAUCCGUCCGUUCGAUUAUGUCCACACUGAGAGCGUGUCGUUGCCACCCUGGCGCGCCAAGAACGUACCCAACGUGGCCGCGACAUGGCACGGCAUAUGGUACGAGAUCAUGCACUCGACCCUCUUCGAGGACCUCUUGUGGGAGCCACGAGGCCCGUCCGGGUCAGACCCACAUCUCCACGAGGCAAUGCCACGGCUCGUCGACGAGAUCAGGUUCUUUUCCAGCUACAAACAGCACAUAUGCAUCAGUGACAGUGCAGGUGAGAUCCUAGCCAACAUAUACCAGCUCCACCCUCGAAAUGUCCACGUCAUCCUCAACGGGGUGGACCACACCAAGUUCGUGCAUGACCCCGAGUCGGGUGCGCACUUUAGAAGAAAGCACGGGGUCCCCACUAACGUGAGCCUGGUGAUGGGUGUCGCUGGGCGUUUAGUGAGGGACAAAGGCCAUCCGCUUCUCUACGAGGCUUUCUCCGCCAUAAGAGAACGCUACCCCGGCGUACUCUUACUGGUUGCUGGGUCUGGCCCGUGGGCCCGGCGCUAUGAAGAGCUGCACCCGCAAGUUAAGGUGGUGGGAGCAUUGGGCCCAUCGGAGUUGUCUGAGUUCUACAACGCGGUGGACGUGUUCGUGAAUCCGACGGUGAGGCCGCAAGGGCUUGAUCUGACGUUGAUUGAGGCGAUGCAUUGUGGGAAGCCAUUGCUGACGACCAAUUUCCCUAGCAUAAAGGGAACGGUGGUGGUGCAUGAUGGGCUUGGAUAUACAUUCGCGCCUAAUGUGCGGUCGUUGAUAGAGACGCUGGAGUGGGCCAUACGAGAUGGGCCAGUGGUGUUGCGGGAGAAGGGCAUGGCUUGCAAGGCGUAUGCGUUGUCCAUGUUCACGGCGACUAAGAUGGCGUCGGCGUAUGAGAGAUUCUUCUUUUGCAUGAAAAACAGUAAGUAUUGCCAAUACCCACUUCCUUCAGAUUGCUAGAAUUCACACAUACUGUAUUUCUUCUUUUGAUUUACAAUUUCAUCUUGUAUUGAAAUUAAAAAAGGGUGUUGCUGUGUUUUCUGUUGGAAAUAGGACAGAUGGGGCAAUGGGUUGGUUUGACCUGUGGUCCAAUU